CAGGUCUAUCCACGAUUGUUUUCGGGAUUGUUACACCCUGAAACGAGAAAGGGCUUAUCAUCACUAUCAUCAUGGCGACUCAGACGACUACUACACAUACAUCGAUUCCAAAAUGGACACAAGUCACAGAGACGAAGCAUGAGUUGGACUGGGCUGAUCUGGUCACUCUUGACCUCAGCAAGUUCGACCAACCUGGUGGAAAACAAGACCUCGCCGCUCAACUUUUCGACGCCGUGAACAGAAUAGGAUUCUUCUACAUCACCAAUUUUGGCCUGAGCCAAGACGAGGUCGAUCGACAAUUCAGUCUGUGCAAGCAAGUCUUUGAACUCCCCAUGGACGAGAAACUCAAGUACCGGGCCGACCUCGAGAACGGCGGGUACAACGGCUACAAGCCUCUGGGGACCCGCGAGGUCAAGCCCGGCAUCCGCGACAACACGGAGAUCUACAACAUUCCCAAAUUCACCGCUGGGUACACGCGCGACCACCCUCCCGUCAUCACGCGACACUGGGCCGAGAUCGAAGGCUUCGCGAGACACAUCCAUUUCGAGAUCGUCCGCAAGCUGCUCGUCCUCUUCGCCAUCGUCCUCGAAUUGCCCGAGGAUUUCUUCCUCAAGAACCACCGGUACGACGAGAAGAGUGAUUGCCAUUUCCGGUACAUGAAGUAUCACCGUCGGACGCCCGAGCAGAAUGCCGAAUUGGACAACGUCUGGGUCAAAGGACAUACCGACUUUGGUAGUUUGACGUUAUUGUUUAGACAACCCGUCGCCGCGUUACAAGUGCGCACCCCCGAAGGCGAAUGGCGAUACGUCAAACCUUACCCCGAGAGCAUCACCGUCAACAUCGCCGACGCCCUCCAAUUCCUCACCAACGGGUUCUUGAAGAGCAGCAUCCACCGCGUCGUCGCACCGCCGCCGGAUCAAGCCGACAUCGACCGCCACGGCGUCCUGUAUUUUGUCAGACCCGAGGACGACACCGAGCUGGUCCCGAUCGAGAGUCCCGUGCUCCGACGACUGGGGUACGACAAGGCUCUCGACCGGGCGACCGUCGGUCUGACGGCGGGUGAGUGGGUGAGGGCGCGGGUGGCGAAGAACGUCAGUCGGCAGGGCAAAGACGACGAGUCCAUCAUCAAGGGCGUCAAGGCCAAGUAUUACGAUUGA
Exophiala oligosperma is the source of this 1157-nucleotide messenger RNA. RefSeq lists its product as uncharacterized. The coding region runs from base 72 to 1157 and encodes 361 amino acids. Gene Ontology annotation, molecular function: dioxygenase activity. The record is from RefSeq and is a predicted model, not a curated record. Lineage: Eukaryota; Fungi; Ascomycota; Eurotiomycetes; Chaetothyriales; Herpotrichiellaceae. The transcript is spliced from 4 exons.